AUGGCUACCUUCUACUCAUCCAAGACGGACAAUAAUGCCUUGGCAUAUGUGGAUGGCAGAGUAUUCACUAUGAAUGACCAUCACCCAUGGGCGGAGGCUUUUAUCGUGUCUCCCUCGGGCGUUUUCGAAGCUGUUGGCACUACAGAGUACAUCAAGACAAUUGCAAGCAGGCGCGGCCUCAUUAUUUGCUCCUUGGGCGACCGUUUUGUUAUGCCGGGCAUUCACGAUGGUCAUACCCACUUGCUUUUCGCCGGCUACACUAGCCUUUACCAUACAGAAAUUGGUCGGACCGCGAAUGCGAACACUAUCGCCAAUCUGCUCGAGAAGAGUCACUGCCUCUGCAAGUAUACCAAUGUAAUGGGAGAAUGGAUCAUUGGAAACUACUACGUCUCCAACCUUUUCCCAGACGGUCUUGCAGAUAGGAGAUACCUUGACGUUGCAUAUCCCGAUAAACCGGUUCUUGUCCGUGAGAUCAGCGGCCACAAAGUCCUGGUGAAUUCUGCUGGACUUCGAUACCUCGGGCUAGACCCAAACACCGCCGUCGAACCAGAAGGGGGUGUAUACUCUCGCCGUCCCGAUGGAUCCAUGACGGGGGAGUUGAAGGAAGUGGCAACAGGGGUUGCAUGGCUAAACAUGCCUGUCCCUCCACUGUCUGCCGUCAAGAAGGCCAUGGUUCACAGUAUCAAGACAUGCCAUAUGUACGGAAUCACAUCUGUACAGGAAGCUUCUGCCAAUACCCUUUACCUUCACGCGCUACGGGAGCUGGAAGACGACAACGAACUCAACCUCGACAUCUGCACCCAUAUUGUGUGCAAGAACGAAUUUUUUCCGAGCGAAAGCAACGCUAGCCUGGAGGCUCUUUUGGAUGUUUCCGAAGCUUUCAAGAGCAAGCAUGUUGACACGCGAUAUGUCAAGUUUUGGCUAGAUGGGUCUCCUCUUGAGCCUGGCUCUACCCACUCCUGCCUAGGGCUGGACGGCGAACCUGACAGACGCAUGCUUCUCCUUGACGAUGAGACUUUGUUGGCUGCAGUCAAGAAGUACGAUGGUAGAGGGAUGACCGUGAAGAUGCAUGCAGCCGGUGAAGGCAGCAUAAGGCAAGCGUUGAAUGUGUACGAGGCUGUUAGGAAAGAAAAUCCCAACGGGCCUCGACACGAAGUUGCUCAUUCCAAUGCAAUACAUCCUGAUGACUUCGCCCGAUUGGCGUCUCUUCGAGUGACUGCAGAGAUGUCUCCUUCUGUGUUUGAUCAGGUAGACGAGUUGGCAGCAGAUGUACUCCGUUUCGAGUUCAACCAGGUCCACAAGGCAGGAGGGUUGUGUACGUUUGGGACUGAUUGGCCGGUAACGGAGAAUCCAAAUCUCCUCCAGCCUUUAGCAGCACUUCUUGACAAGGUCACUGUCGACCCUGUGCCGCUGGCAAAACAGUUGAAAACACAAAAGGAGUUUGCUGCGAGGGUUAUCUGCCGAGCUAUCACACUGGGUGCUGCAGAGAACCUAGAUAAAGGAACGGAGACGGGAAGCAUUGAGACCGGGAAGAAAGCCAACUUCAUAAUGGUCAAUCAAGACCUGAGCAAGGGAGAAUUCUCGGGGGCCAUUGUGCAAAAGACAUGGUUCGAGGGACGUUUGGUAUGGGACAUUGACGGUGAAUUCAAGGUGUCAAUUUGA
This is a messenger RNA of Colletotrichum costaricense, 1662 nucleotides long. RefSeq lists its product as uncharacterized. The transcript has 2 exons. NCBI's taxonomy places the organism in Eukaryota, Fungi, Ascomycota, Sordariomycetes, Glomerellales, Glomerellaceae. The record is from RefSeq and is a predicted model, not a curated record. The coding region runs from base 1 to 1662 and encodes 553 amino acids. Gene Ontology annotation, molecular function: hydrolase activity, acting on carbon-nitrogen (but not peptide) bonds.